Serpula lacrymans var. lacrymans S7.9 is the source of this 2337-nucleotide messenger RNA. RefSeq names its product putative copper radical oxidase. The transcript has 3 exons. Bases 1 to 2337 code for a protein of 778 amino acids. NCBI's taxonomy places the organism in Eukaryota, Fungi, Basidiomycota, Agaricomycetes, Boletales, Serpulaceae. The record is from RefSeq and is a predicted model, not a curated record.
AUGAUAUUAUACUCUUUAAUUCUUGUUCAGGCAUUGCUUGUGCUGGCAUCUGGCAAUGCUACAAGUACCAGGGAAUCUGCUUGGAACGGCCACAUAGCACCUGGAUCAGACAAACCGAGCCGAUUUUUGCCUUAUUAUGUCCCGCCGGGAACAAAAAGCUAUGAUUCAUCUUCCCCUUUCGUCCACUACACCGGUACUUGGAUUGAUUCAUUUUCUCCUGCAUAUGUGCACAACACACUACGCUGGACGGAGUCGAUCGGUUCAUCAGUUUCGUUUACAUUUCAUGGGACUGGAAUCGAGAUGUUUGGAAAUGUGGAUAGAUCUCAUGGUUCCUCAGACGUUUUUAUGGACGGGAGGAAAGUCAAAACUGUGGACAGCUGGAGCGACUAUGCAAGGCAGCAACAACGCAUUUUUUGGGACUACAACUUACCAUAUGGAAAACACACUAUCAAGGUCAUCAACAUAGGCAAAGGCCAUGGUAUGAUGGGAAACUCUGUUUUGGAUGUCGACGCCUUUGUGGUCACGAAAGGUACCGCUGACGAGGGUCAAACACCAGUUAAUGCGUCUCUUGCUCUGGAAACCCCGAGUCGGAGGACGCUUAUAUCGCCAGAGUGGACGUUGCAGCAAAAGGGCGUUACUGGAGUGGCUGCAAUGCAGCUAGCCAUAAUUUCUCCCUCUCAUGCCAUCAUCUUCGACAAAGUGGAACACAAUCCACUAACCUUGGACGGGCACCCCGCUUGGGCUGCAUUGUACAACUUGAAGACACACGCCGUCAAGCCUUUAACAAUGCAAUCCAACUCUUUCUGUGCAGGUGGAACGUUCUUGAGUAAUGGCACUUUCAUCAAUGUUGGAGGAAAUCCGGUAGUGAGCCAUAAAACGUCUGCUGCCGACUUUGGUGAUCUGGAUGGACUUCAAGCUAUCCGCAUUUUUGAACCCUGUAAUUCAGAAAACGUCGAUAAAUGCGAUAUCUACGAAAAUCACUCAAGAGUCCGUAUGGCGACACCUAGAUGGUACCCUACAGUUGUCCGUAUCUCGGAUGGUAGCGCGAUGAUCAUCGGUGGAUCCAAAAAAGGAGGCUGGAACAACAACGCAACGGUCAACAAUCCGACUAUCGAAUACUGGCCACCAAAGUCUAUCAACGGUUCUAAUGGAAUGCCAAUACACUUACCGUUUCUCGUCGACACACUUAACUCAAAUCUAUUUCCUAUCGCUUUCGCUCUCCCAGAUGGUCGAAUGUUUAUGGCCGCUAACCGUGAUGCGAUGAUUUAUGACUGGCAAAGAAAUCAAGAGCAGAGACUGCCACGAAUACCAAACGGCGUGCGCGUUACUUAUCCUAUGGCUGGAACUGGACUUCUCCUUCCACUCUCACCUCAAAAUGACUAUGCUCCAGAAGUUUUGUUGUGUGGAGGGUCAACCAUCGACGAUCAAAAACCCGGCUACGAAAUCUCUUCGCAAGAUCCAGCAUCAAGUCAGUGCUCUCGGAUAGCUCUCACCCCAAAAGGCAUUGCUGAGGGAUGGCAAGUCGAACAAAUGCCCCAAGCGCGGAUGAUGCCUGACGCUGUCUUACUCCCAACUGGAGACAUCAUCAUAAUCAAUGGCGCCAGAACCGGGAUUUCAGGAUAUGGAAACGUCAAAGACCAAGUCGGCAUGUCGAAUGCCGACAAUCCUGUUUUGACUCCUGUCUUGUACAAACCCAGUGCCCCGGAAGGGCAGAGAUUCUCUUCGCAAGGGAUGCAAAGUAGCUCAAUUCCUAGGCUCUACCACUCUGUAGCCACACUGACGCCGAAUGGUGAUAUUAUGGUUGCUGGGAGUAACCCAAACCUUGAUCGAAGUGAAAUCAAGUACGGAACAGAGUAUAGGGUAGAGUGGUUCGGUCCUCCUUAUAUGAAGAUGAAGCGCCCUGUUAUAGUUGGUGCCCCUGGUAAAAUCCUGUUUGGACAAACCUUGAAGUUCAUAGUCAAUCUUCCAGCAUCGCCAAAGGGGGCCCCUGACAUCAAAGUUGUCUUAAUGGACCUAGGAUUUGUGACACAUACUGUACAUGCUAACUCUCGAUCGGUUUAUCUCGUUGCGUCACUUUUGGAUGAUGGGGAGACGAUUGAAGUCACAGGCCCGCCAAGUGGUAACAUAUAUCCUCCAGGCCCAGGGUGGAUAUUCAUCGUUGUCGACGGUGUACCCAGCACUGGAUCUGAGAUCAUGGUUGGAGAUGGGAAGGGUCCUAAAGUAGAUCGUGCUGCAUUAAACAACAUGCUUAAGAAAACGAAAGUUGAUCAGUACGAGGCUUCAAAGAAGAGCAAGAAGAGCAAGAAAGGAAAGAAAUUGCACAGCGGAUCUAAGUAG